This is a messenger RNA of Lodderomyces elongisporus, 2142 nucleotides long. It is a transcript of the gene HGT5, whose product is annotated as Hgt5p. Gene Ontology annotation, cellular component: membrane. NCBI's taxonomy places the organism in Eukaryota, Fungi, Ascomycota, Pichiomycetes, Serinales, Debaryomycetaceae. The transcript has a single exon. The record is from RefSeq and is a predicted model, not a curated record. Bases 1 to 2142 code for a protein of 713 amino acids. Gene Ontology annotation, biological process: transmembrane transport; carbohydrate transport. Gene Ontology annotation, molecular function: carbohydrate:proton symporter activity.
AUGUCGUAUAAUCCAUUACUGAAUGACCCUUUCCGCGAUCAAGAGCUGUCGCUUUUAGCCAUUGAACAACCCAAUACUGUUCAAAUAGAGCCAGAUACUUUACAGAACAAUGAUCACAAACCAGACACUGCUCAUGACAGUAACCCUAGUGAACCUGCGAGUGGUUCAAGUGCAGGUGAACCAACAGACGAAUCUAACCACUCUGAAGACGAUGACGAGACAUUCGAUCCGAUCCAAUUCAAACAAUCAGAAGAUUUGGAACGCACAAGUUUAGACUCGUAUACCGAUGAGUUUGGUAACUCCUAUGAUCAUGUUGAUUUCGAUAAUAAACGCUAUACAUCGAAAUUGAGAUUCAAAGGCACAAAGUUGGUGUACUUUACCUCGGCGUUUGUUAGUUUGUUUGUGAGUUUGUUUGGAUAUGAACAAGGUGUAUGCAGUGGAAUAUUAGCCUUUGAUACUUUUAACGGGUACUUCAACACUCCACUGGCAGCGAUCAUUGGCCUAGUUAUCUCAAUAUUGGAGAUUGGUGCCAUGGUGAGUUCAAUCUUGGUUGCCAAGAUAUCGGAUAAUUUUGGAAGAAAAAGAACUAUAUUGUUGGGUACAUUUGUAUUCAUGAUUGGUGGAUGCUUACAAACGUUUUGUCCCAAUAUGUUUGUAUUCGCUAUUGGUAGAGUGUUUAGUGGAUUUGGCGUUGGUAUCUUGUCUACUAUUGUUCCUUCAUACCAAUGUGAGAUCAGUCCCAGUGAAGAAAGAGGCAAAUUGGUUUGCGGCGAGUUUACAGGUAAUAUUACUGGGUAUGCAUUGAGUGUAUGGGUUGAUUAUUUCUGUUAUUUUAUCCAGGAUAUUGGCGAUACUAGAACCAAGCCUCAUCUGUUUUUGGCCAAUUUGAGUUGGAGAUUACCUUUAUUUAUCCAGGUUGCUAUUGCGUUUGUCUUGUUUCUUGGUGGAUUCUUUAUCGUUGAGAGUCCUCGUUGGCUUUUGGAUAACGAUAUGGAUCAACAGGGUUUCAAUGUAUUGAGUUUGCUAUACGACUCGCACAUGCUGAGUAAUAAGCCCAAAACUGAGUUUUUCAUGAUCAAAAAUUCAAUCUUACAAGAGAGGAAACUUACACCAAAGUCAGAACGUACGUGGAGACAUCUCUUGACACAUUACAAGCGUCGUGUUUUUGUUGCUUGUUCGUCCUUGAUCUUUGCUCAAUUGAAUGGUAUCAAUAUUAUUUCAUAUUAUGCACCGUUGGUGUUUCUUGAAGCGGGCUUCAAUGAUUCAGGUGCUUUAUUGAUGACUGGGAUCAAUGGUAUAAUCUAUCUCUUGUCGACUAUUCCACCCUGGUUCUUGGUGGACAAAUGGGGCCGUCGUCCUAUUUUGAUUACUAGUGGUAUUGCAAUGGGUAUUUGUCUUACCUUAGUGUCAAUAUUUAUGUUAUUAAACAGAUCCUACACACCAUCGGUUGUUGCAGUAUUGGUGAUCAUCUACAAUGCCUCAUUUGGUUUUGGUUUUGGACCUAUCCCCUUUUUGUUAUCUGGGGAAUCGUACCCUUUGUCUGUCCGUUCCAAAGGUGUUUCCUUGGCUGUUUCAUGCAAUUGGCUCAGUAAUUUUAUUGUUGGUUUAUUAGCACCAAUAUUGAGACAAAACAUUAAAUGGGCGACUUAUUUGUUCCCUGCUGGGUCGUGUGUUAUUAGUGUUGUAUGUGUUGUAUUGUUUUACCCAGAGACCAAGGGAAUUGAAUUGGAGGAGAUUGAUGAAGUGUUUGAUGAUUUUUACUCAGUGCUGCCGAUGAAACGGACUAUUGGUAGUUUUGCCAGAUUUGCUAGUAAAAUCAAAAGACGGAAAAAUAAGAAUAAGCAUAAGAUUAAGGGAAUUAAAAUAAAGGAUAAACAAGGGAGAAGGAUGAAUGCUGCAUAUAAUAGACUAGUGGAGGAAGAGGCAGCAGCAGCAGCAGGAGGAGCAGCAGGAGGAGUGGAAGACGAUGAAGAGAGGUUGCAUUUACAACAAUAUAGACAAGAACGUAGUGGAAUAGGUGGAUACGGGCGUAAAGGAAAAAGAGAUUGGUUAAAAAGGCACGGUGGCUCUAAUGGGGAUGACGAUGCUACACUUGAGAUGGAGGCCUUGAAUAACAUGGAUUAUGAGCAUGACGAUCGUUGA